GAUGCUUUGAUCAAAAUAAAAUAUUUUACAUUUAUUUAUUCGUGAAUACUCCGUAUGGUUUUUAUCGGUUUAACUCAACCUGAUUAUGUGAAGAGGGUCCCCACUCAACGAAAUUCCCUCCCGCCUUCCACAACAGAUCUUCCUAGAAAUAAACGAAGUUCAGACGAAUUUGGAACUAUUUAUUAAUUUAUAAAUUAAUAAAAUUUAUGAUCACAAAUUCUUCUUUCUUUGUCUCCUGAUUUGGGUAGAUUAUCAUCAGUAUUCUACCAAAUUCUAUUCAAUUUUCACUCUCCUAACACCCAGAUUCUCUUUCGUUUUUUUCUGGGAUUAAAUUUAAUUGGAAUUUUGGAUUUUUGGAAGAAAGGAGAGAGAAAUAGACAGCUACGCCAGUAAAGAACUAAAGAUGAUGUUGCAGUAUAAUGGGUUUUCAGGGCUUAAGACAAAAAGGAUUGUGUUUGAAGAUGUUUUCAGUGUGCUUGAUUCUGUGAGUCUUGAGCAUCUGAAAGAACUAACUGCAAGGCGUAGAGUGAUUGAGGAAUCUAUAAACGCAACCAGCUUCAUCACAGAAGCUACUGCAAGGGAGAUGUCUGGAGGGCUGACUUCUCGCAGUCAACAGGAUAUUCAGAAACUUGAACAGUAUCUGCCACUGCUGCAGAACUUUAUUGUCCAAGUUGAUUCGAUAAGUCGAAAUAAGGAUUUGUUGAUCUUAGAGCUGAGAAUACAGUGGAGUAGCACCCUUAGCUCUAUGAAGUUUAGAUUUGGCGGUCCAAAGUUUUUCCAAAUAAAUAGUUUGAAGUAUGAACUUGGGAUGGUUCUGUUUCUUUAUGGUUUGACUAUCCGUGAGAGAGCCUUUGAAGUUUUUUCAGAAGAUAUGCAGCAAUCUGCCAGCCUUCUGAGAAAAGCAGCUGGAAUCUACAAAUAUUUGAGUGCUGAAGUCCUUCCACUUUUGCAAUCUAUCUUGCCUCCAGAGAAGCCACCAGAAACUACAACGAAUGUCUCUUCUGCCAUGAAUAAUAUUUGCUUGGCAGAAGCUCAGGCAAUAGCCAUAAGAAUUGCAGAAAAGCAGGGAUUGUCCAAUGGUGCACUAGCAAAAUUGCACUAUGGCGUUACACAGCUCUUGGAUGAAGCAAGUUCUGUUCUGCAAUCAGAACCUAAAGAUGUUUCUCGCAAAUUUAUAGAGUUUAUAUAUACUUGCAGUACUCUACAUGAAUUGAAAAGUUAUAGACGCCUUGCUGAAAGCUACAAACAGUCUGAACAGAUGGGAGUGGCCAUUGGUCUUCUUAACUGUGGAAUGAGUAAAUCAAAGAACUUGCCUGGAGAACAGACUUGGCGAGAAGCUUUUAAAAGUGAAGUUUACAAGAUCUCUGAUAUGCUAAAAAAGUACAAUGAUGAAAAUGCAUUUGUCUGGCAGCAAAAGAUCCCACUAGAUUAUGAGUUGCCAUCCUUGGAAGGUAGAACGGUAGUGACCACCACCUCUUAUGAGCCUCAAAGAUGGGAAAGAGAAAUUGCUUUCAGCAGCUGAAAGCAAACCGUAUUUACUUGUACAGUAUCAUUUAUUGUGUAAAAAGUACUGAUUCACUUCGCUUCUUGUGUAUACCAGGCUUACCAGCUGAGCCUGGAGUUUUGUUUCAGAAAGGAGUUUUGUUCCUGUCUUGCUGAAGUCAAUAUUCAUAAGGCUUGAACGGUAGGCCGUUAAGGGCAAUGUAGGAUUUGAGUGUAAAUGAAGAUUACAGAGCUGGAGCUGCUGUUCAGUGUCCAUGCUGAUUUUGGUUGCAUUUUGCAGGACUGAUUAGUGAAUACUAAGGAAAAAUUAAAACUUUUUCAAGGAAAUUGCAUCCUUGAGUUGUUCGUUCAUGUCUUAAUUGCAUUGUUUACAAAUUGAUGAUCCAGCCAAUCCAUUUUUACUUAAAUUGGUUUCCGUUUUUUAGAUUGAAAACAAAUACAAUAAUGAUAAAGAGGAUAUUGUUCUUGUACUA
Molecule: messenger RNA, 1976 nt
Organism: Chenopodium quinoa (quinoa)
Lineage: Eukaryota; Viridiplantae; Streptophyta; Magnoliopsida; Caryophyllales; Amaranthaceae
Exons: 6
Coding region: 404-1522 (372 amino acids)
Source: RefSeq, a predicted model, not a curated record